AUGAGCAUUCGGCCAGAUCACCAGUCUAAACAGCCCGUCUUCCUGGAAAAAGAGGCACUGAGACAACCACCGUCUUCGUUCGCAGAGCCAGACAGGGGAAACGCAACAUGGCACACGCUCCUGUCUGCACCGACCACUGCAAGCUCAUCCCUGAGCGCCGGCAUCGCGGAGUGCCCGGCCAACGGCUUCCUCGCCCUGCACAGACACAAGCAGGCCGAGAUGUACUACAUCUUAUCCGGCAGGGGGGAGGUGGAGGUCGAUGGAAAGAGACAUCGCGUACGUGAUGGCAUGUUGAUCUGGAUUCCGGGAGAUGCUGAGCACGGCGUUUUCUGUGGCGACGGCGAGCAUUUGAGGUGGCUUUAUGUGUUUCCUGAGGGCAGUUUCGAGGACGUUGUGUAUCGUUUCACAUGA
Messenger RNA from Diaporthe batatas, 411 nucleotides. RefSeq lists its product as uncharacterized. The coding region runs from base 1 to 411 and encodes 136 amino acids. Lineage: Eukaryota; Fungi; Ascomycota; Sordariomycetes; Diaporthales; Diaporthaceae. The record is from RefSeq and is a predicted model, not a curated record. The transcript has a single exon.